Molecule: messenger RNA, 513 nt
Organism: Helobdella robusta
Lineage: Eukaryota; Metazoa; Annelida; Clitellata; Rhynchobdellida; Glossiphoniidae
Exons: 5
Coding region: 1-513 (170 amino acids)
Source: RefSeq, a predicted model, not a curated record
AUGGAUGACCUAGAAGCAGAAAUUCAAAUUGGUAACAAAAUCACGUCGAAUGGAUCGAUGGAAGGAAGUUUCCAAAUGCAUCGGUCCGCUGGGCUGAUCUUCAGUCAGAAAGAUGGGAUGAGCCGCAUCAGGUCAAUACCUUCUAGCCCUUCAACUCCACCUCCAAGCCCUUCAUCUCCACCUCCAAGCCCUUCCUCUCGACAUCUAAGCAGUUUGAAGAAGAAUAACUUGAUGAUUCAACACUCAACAGUCCUUGUACAUGUGCUGAAGGCUGAAGCUAGGCGAGUAAUAAAUGACUCGGUUCCUUCCUUGGUCCAAAAUUUUGAAUGCGAUCGUGAAAGGUCCAUGACUCCAGGCAAGUUGAGUGAAUUGACUCCAAAGGUAAAUGUUCAACAAAUUUUUCCAGAAUCUUAUUUGGCUGUGAAAACAUUCCAUAAAAGAAAAUGUGACUUUAGUUCGGUUUUAAACAAUAAUGAAAUUGUAUAUGUUUUGGUUUUUUCCGAUCAGUUGUAA